This is a messenger RNA of Cavenderia fasciculata, 288 nucleotides long. RefSeq lists its product as uncharacterized. The record is from RefSeq and is a predicted model, not a curated record. Bases 1 to 288 code for a protein of 95 amino acids. The transcript is spliced from 3 exons. Lineage: Eukaryota; Evosea; Eumycetozoa; Acytosteliales; Cavenderiaceae.
AUGUCAUCGACAACUAAUGUGAAUCAAUCAACUCAACUCUUUAGUUUAUUCGUAGGAUCAAUGUUUUUGUCUUGUAGUAGUUGUAAUUGUCCAAAUCAAUUUCCAUUCAAUGGAUUGGUCACUUUAAUUAUUACAGUUCAUCAUAUCUCUUAUCUAUUAAUCUCCUUUAUAGAUGGUUGUUUGGUUUGGAUAUAUGCGCGCGUGGGAGAUAGAGAGGAGAGAGAGAGUGAAAGAACAGAUAUAUUACAAACUUCACAUAGAUUCCUCGUAGUCGAGUUGGAAUAUUAA